Molecule: messenger RNA, 1571 nt
Organism: Chara braunii
Lineage: Eukaryota; Viridiplantae; Streptophyta; Charophyceae; Charales; Characeae
Source: the annotation of a GenBank genome assembly
AGACACUAUCUCCUUGGGAGAUUCUUCAUCCUCAGGACUGAUCAUCAAACCCUAGAUGGAUGAGAACUCAGCCCGUACUUUCUGACGCUCUGAAACGUUGGAUCGAAGUCAUUGAGCAGUAUGACUUCGACCCCCAGUAUCUCAAAGGGGAGUACAACAAGGUGGUUGAUGCCUUGUCGCGUAGACCUGACUUUUCAGGUGCGCUGAUUACUGAGUUUGACCUCACGGACGAUGUAACUCGCUCUUUGGUGGAUGCCUAUCGCGAGGAUCAGUUCAUGUCGGAGAUCAUACGCAGACUCGAGGCGAAGGACAAAAAGACCUCCGCCGAGUUUGAGUUGGUCAACGGUUUGCUGUUUCUUGAGAAGGCCAGGAAUAAACGGUUGUGCGUCCCAAAUAGAGGGUCUUUGCGUAGUUUAUUUUUAGGAGAGUGCCAUGAUGUCACCAGCCAUUUUGGGUAUAAGAAGACCGCAGCCAACUUGCUACAGCGGUUCUGGUGGCCCACGAUAAUGCGAGAUGUUCAGCUAUAUGAACAGAAAAUGCAGCAGGCAGUAGAUCAGAUGCAGAAGGCACAAGCAGCGAUGAUAGAGUCCGAAAACCGACACCGUCGGCCUUCUACAUUUCAGGUUGGGGAUAGGGUCUGGGUUAAGUCUUCAGAACUGGGACAGGAGUACGGGAUCUCCCGCAAACUCAUGCCUCAGUACUUUGGACCUUGGGAAGUCUUGGACAUCGUCGGGACAGAUCCGGAUGGGCCAUCUUACGUUAUCCGGAUUCCUGGUCAUCUCCGUACUUACCCUGUUUUUCACGCCUCCAAGCUGGCACCUUUCAAAGAGACUGACCAGUUUCCAUCUCGUCACUCAAUGCUGCUCCCAACCAUGGACGGAGAGGUGGACAUUGAUGAUAUUGUUGCACCGGGUACUUUAGAGUUUGCCUACAGAUAUGAACAGAAAAUGCAGCAGGCAGUAGAACAGAUGCAGAAGGCACAGGCAGCGAUGAUAGAGUCCGAAAACCGACACCGCCGGCCUUCUGCAUUUCAGGUUGGGGAUAGGGUCUGGGUCAAGUCUUCAAAACUGGGACAGGAGUACGGGAUCUCCCGCAAACUCAUGCCUCAGUACUUUGGACCUUGGGAAGUCUUGGACAUGGUCGGGACAGAUCCGGAUGGGCCAUCUUACGUUAUCCGGAUUCCUGGUCAUCUCCGUACUUACCUUGUUCUUCACGCCUCCAAGCUGGCACCUUUCAAAGAGACUGACCAGUUUCCAUCUCGUCGCUCAAUGCUGCCCCCAACCAUGGACGGAGGGGUGGACAUUGAUGAUAUUGUGGAUCACAGAGAGCUGCCGGUAUCAAGACCAGCAGGCAGGGGACGUCCUCCAAAACCGAAGCUGCAGUACCGCGUUCAGUUCCGACAUCACACUGAUCCGAAGGAGGACCGCUGGUUCACCAGGGAAGAGCUCAUGCAGACCGCUCCUCAAGUUGUAACUCAAUAUGAGAGAUCUCUGCAGAAGGGAAAGCGCCCUAUGAUCGAAGAUUGAGCUUCUCAGAGGACUGUUGAAGCUAAGGAGGAGGGAAUGCGAGGC